AUGCGGCAAGGUUUCAAACAUCGGGACAGGUCAAAUUUUUGUGGAUUCCACCGAGGUCAUGGCCAUUACACCUCAAAUUGCUACGAUUUGAAGCAACAAAUUGAAGGGCUAAUUCGACAAGGCUACUUCAAGAAGUAUGUAGGCAAAAGGAACCUAAAUGAUAGCUCAAAGCCCUCAAGUAGCAAAAAUGAAGAGAAAAGGGAGAGGUCGAGGAUCCCCCCCAAGAGUGAAGACCAACCUCCUAUGAUCAACAGGAUCCACGGAGAACCCAGUGAUGGCCAGUCAGGCCGUAAACGCAAAGAACUAGCCCUGAAGGCUAGACAUGAGGUGUGCUCAGUCCAACCAAAGCCAGAAGCCAGCUCGAUAACACUAUCGGAUGCCGACUUGCAAGGCGUCCACCUACCUCAUAAUGACGCGCUGGUGAUUGCCUUCCAAAUCAACCACAUCAUAGUACAUCGAGUUCUUAUAGAUGGUGGAGCAUCUGCUAACAUUCUUACUCUAUCAACCUACAAGGCAUUAAGAUGGGGACGAGCUCAGUUGAAGAAAAGUCCAACACCUUUGGUUGGAUUCUCCGGAGAAUGUGUGACUCUUGAUGAUUGCAUUGAGCUCCCCAUCUCGCUCGGUGAAGGAGAAACUCAAGUGACCUGGGUGGUUGAGUUCGUGGUGAUCGACGGCCGAUCAGCAUACAACGCCAUUUUUGGCCAACCUAUUUUACACGCUCUAAAGAAUAAUUUUUGGUCAGCAGGUGCUUUCACCUUUGCUAACUAUGCUCUAGCAAACCAAACAUACUGA
Molecule: messenger RNA, 792 nt
Organism: Momordica charantia (bitter melon)
Lineage: Eukaryota; Viridiplantae; Streptophyta; Magnoliopsida; Cucurbitales; Cucurbitaceae
Source: RefSeq, a predicted model, not a curated record